This is a messenger RNA of Pseudophryne corroboree (corroboree frog), 6725 nucleotides long. It is a transcript of the gene NACC1, whose product is annotated as nucleus accumbens associated 1. Gene Ontology annotation, biological process: regulation of transcription by RNA polymerase II. Gene Ontology annotation, molecular function: DNA-binding transcription factor activity, RNA polymerase II-specific; RNA polymerase II cis-regulatory region sequence-specific DNA binding; protein binding. The transcript is spliced from 7 exons. The record is from RefSeq and is a predicted model, not a curated record. Bases 483 to 1994 code for a protein of 503 amino acids. Lineage: Eukaryota; Metazoa; Chordata; Amphibia; Anura; Myobatrachidae.
AUCGCUCGGCACUCUCCCUCCCUCCUGGGACUGUAGUCUGCUCGAUGAUCUCGGUCGUCCGCUUUUCUCUCCAGUGCGGGUCCUGAGCUGGCCCCGCUCGGCGCUCCGUUGAGCUUCCUGGGCAGUCUGUCUGGUCGAUGUUUCGGUGCUCGUUCUGUCUCCCCUGCCUAUGUAACCCAUAGUCUGGGGCUCCGAGCAUCGUCUGCAGAGCUUCGGUCCGUCUGAUCCUCCCUGCGGCGGGGACAGACCGCGUCUGGCUCAGUGCGAUCGGCGCUCCUCGCCUUCCCCUGGCUUUGGGUUAUCGGUGUUCGCUGGCUCUCCCCUUGCUGGCGAUGAAUGGCCGCUGCUGCUCCUGGAGCCGCUGAGACCCGAGCACCGGAAGCGGUAACCGGGGGGAGCGGACCGCGGUGAGAAGAGGGAGGACCGAGCACCGGCCUCUGUACCCUCCCCUCCCACCACUAUCUGCCCCUUCAGUUCUCAUCAUGUCUCAGACUCUCCAGAUGGAGAUCCCCAACUUUGGGAACAGCAUCCUGGAGUGCCUCAAUGAACAGCGCCUCCAGGGACUAUACUGUGACGUCUCCGUGGUGGUACGCGGACACCAAUUCAAAGCCCACCGGGCUGUCCUGGCAGCGAGCAGCUCAUAUUUUAGAGACCUGUUCCACAGCAGCAAGAAUCCAGUGGUGGAGCUGCCCGGAUCGGUCCAGCCACAGUCCUUCCAGCAGAUCUUGAGCUUCUGCUAUACUGGGCGGCUCAGCAUGAACGUAGGAGACCAGUUUCUGCUCAUGUAUACAGCCGGCUUUCUACAGAUCCAGGAGAUCAUGGAGAAAGGGACAGAGUUCUUCCUGAAGGUCAGCUCUCCCAGUUGUGACUCCCAGGGUCUCCACCCUGAAGAAGCUCCAAGCUCCGAGCCACCAAGCCCGGCUGCGACAGCAACGGUCGCAGCAGCAGCCACCGCAGUGGCCUCUCUGUCAUCAUCGUCUUCCUACUCCAACUCCCGAGCAGCCAGGGUGAAGACCGAGAGCCAGGAGUCUGAGGCAGUGCAGUGUACUCCAGUGGCCAAGAGGCUCUGGGAUGGGGGACAGAAAGAGGCCGGAGCAGCAAGUAGAAAGGUGCCACGGUUUUCCCAGCCAGCAGCAGGAGGGACAACUGGGGCCGUGGCUCCAUUGGGGUCAGAGCGAACAAGCCCAGGAACUUCCAGUGCAUACACAAGCGACAGCCCUGGUUCAUACCACAAUGAGGAGGAUGAAGAGGAGGAGGUUACAGAGGACGGAACAGAGGAGCAAUACCGUCAGAUCUGCAAUAUGUAUACAAUGUACAGCAUGAUGAACGUCAACCAAGCCGAAUAUUCUUUGACUUCUCCAGCUGAGAAGGUUGAAGCCCUGCCAGACCCCGUCUUCUCAGACUCCAGGAACCGCGUCCGUGUCAAGCAGGACCUGGCCACCCUUCCCGCAGAACUCAUCAGUCAGAUUGGGAAUCGCUGUCACCCAAAACUGUACGAAGAAGGGGACCCCGCUGAGAAGAUAGAACUAGUGACUGGAACCAACGUGUUUAUCACGCGCGCCCAGCUGAUGAACUGUCACAUCAGUGCCGGGACACGCCAUAAGGUCUUGCUGCGCAGGUUGCUGGCUUCUUUCUUCGACAGAAACACCUUAGCAAACAGUUGCGGCACCGGAAUUCGCUCAUCCACUAAUGACCCCAGCAGAAAGCCUCUGGACAGCCGAGUUCUGCAUGCAGUGAAAUUCUACUGUCAGAAUUUUGCCCCGAAUUUCAAAGAAAGCGAGAUGAACGCCAUCGCCGCAGACAUGUGUACGAACGCCCGGCGCGUGGUGCGCAAGAGUUGGAUCCCGAAACUGAAGCUCCUGAUGGCUGAAGGAGAUGCCUACACGUCUUUUAUUAAUGACACCGGUAAAAUGGAGCCUGACCUUAUGGGGGCCGCCACCGGUGGCGAUCACGGCACAGGCUUUGACGGGGAGCCUGGUGAGGGGAUGCCCUGAUGCCUUCUAUGUUACACGCCCCCCAGAAAAUGUAAAUACCCCUGCCCCCUCUGUCUGUAGUGAGGGGGAGGAAGGACACUAUGGCGCUCAGGAGGUGGGCUAUCAACUGUAUGCCGCAGGAGGUGGUGCUAAGUAUGACUGUACGCUGCUGCUGCACGACCUGAGGACGGGCGUGGAAGCAUUCAUUAUGACUAUACAUUGCUGCAUGAGGUACUCCGUAUCAUUUACACUGCGCCACAUGCCCAUUGCCAGUAUACAGUUAUACGCAGUGUCAUUAUAUAGCGCGUUCAUUAUCAGUGUUUAGAGACAUACCCUGCAUCAUUAUACAGCACGUCAUGGUCAUAGAGGUGGGAUGACCGGUCCACUUGCUGAGAGUUGUAAAUAGAUACUCUGCAUCGUUUUACAAGUGCAGGGCAGAAACUCUGUAAUCUUACUGGCCCUCUGAUAACCCAACUCCUGCGUCCCUGCUUCCUGGGAGAGACUUUUGUUUUUAGUAAACUUUGCUACGGUUUAUGAGACCCCCCCCCCCCCCCCCCCCCCAUUCCUAAAACCACCCCAUUAAAGAGUUGGACGUUGCCUCAAGAUCUAGCGGCUGCAAACAGAGAGUAUGUGCUGGGGAGUGAGUGUUGACGUGAUAAAGUGGGUGGGGUGGGGACGAGGAAACAAGCAGCGUGGGCGGCCGACGUCACCAGAAACCAGCGACAAAUGAAGUGCCUCACGCCUGGGUGAUGUCACUGGUUCCUAGUGAAUGGAUAGGCUGCCUCCUUGCGCUGCUGCUUCAGUGCACAGACUGGUCAUGCCUUUGCUCGGGGUCUAAUGGGCGCCCUCUAGUGUGAGUCGUGCACAUUAUCAGACUCGCUAUUCGUGGCCUCCAGACCAGAUCUUUCUAGCGUCAAAUUGAGCACAAGAUGGAUUUAUACCUAGUUUUACUGGGAUUAUGUUUAAACACCACCAAUAAUGUAGUAGAUUCCAGUAAAUUAACAAGUUCUGCCUGCUAUAUGCAGAUCUGACAUCUUUGUAAGCGGGUGUGAGAGUUAUAUAGAUGCCGGACUGCUUAAGUGUGCAAGCAAUUGGUCUUCUCCAUGUAUGAAUGAGGAGCAUGCUCAUCUGAUUGGCUCGUCUCAGUGCCAAUCAGAUAGAUUUGUUAAGCAGGGUGCUUCCACUCAUUCCUGGCUGCGACAUUGGGCCUCGAGGUGACCUGAUCUGUCAUUACUCCAAUACAGGCCGCUGGGUGGGGUGGGGGGUAUGUACAUAUAUGUGUACACAUAGUAACGUAGCAAUGUUUUUAUGCCGUUAUAUCAGUGUGUGUGUAUAUAUAUAUAUUAUAUAUAUAUAUAUAUAUAUAUAUACACACACAACAUACAUAUAACCAUAUUAAUGAUUUUAUAUUUGCAUAAGCACAGAGGUAACUUUAGUGAUUUUCACGCAAACGUGUAUGUAGUUAUAUAUACAAGUGUACUGUGGGGAGGGGCGUAUGUGUAUAUACACACACACUAUGUGAAUGACCCAUUUUCUUUUUAUCGUAGACAGUGGGUUGUGAAUGAAACAAAGAACUGGUUCCCCUGUUGAUGGAUUCCUAGUUUCAGGACUUUUGAUAGCGUAUACCUGGGCUAUGCGACAAUGCACUAGACUGAUGCCAUGCCUGAGAUCUUAGGGGACUGACCUGCAUUGCUCUGUAGGAGGUGUUGUGUCACCACGUGCUCUCUGGGAAGUUGGUGCAGCUAAGGUGGCUUACAUCCUUAACCACGAUCCUCCUGUAAAGCCUGUAUGUUUUGUCAGUUUUAUGCACCUUUGGUGUCUGUUGAAAGGGAGAGGGGGGGGGGGGAAUUUUUGAACCAGACUGUUGAAUAAUGUUAUACUCACUGAAACAUCCCCCUCCAUGUCUGACCAUUAGUCAUUCGUUCUUUCAGUGCAUGGUGGACUAGCAUUAAGAGAUCAUGUUUUGGGGCUUUUGCAAGGUUCUGAGGUGUGGAAUUUUACACUUCCCACACAGUUCUGCAGGGGAGGGGGGUACAUGGUUUGGAACAGGGCAAAUAUAAAAAUAGUGUGGGGGGGGAGAGUCUCAUCUAGUCUUGAGAUGCUGAGUGUUUGCUGCGCAGAGAGUCUGCUCUGUAGGCACGACUAUGGGAGAACAGUAUGGGGGAGAUCAGCUCCGGAGCACACACAUGUAGAUUGAUGACGUAGGCCCAUAGUGCUCCUUGAGUUUGUUUGUAGGUGAUAUGAUUCUACGCUAGUGUUAAUAUAACAGUGGGACUCUGGCUUGGCUUUUGCCUGCAGUAUUUUACUAUACCCCAUUGGAGGAGAGGUUGUGCAGUCAAUAUUUUCUUAUUUAUUAUGUUUUACAACAUGCAAGAACAUCGUUUUGGAUGGCUUAAUGGUACAGGCCCCUACCCUGUUAUGUCACAUGACUUCUGUUAGCGGUCCAAGAUGGAAGUGUAGACCCUGUGCGCACCAUCUAGGUCCUGGCUGCUGUCACCUACGUGGUGCAUUGGUCUUCCGCAAAGCCCUGCAGGUCUCUUCCCUUGUGUCUGAGGGGUGUCGCGCGUGCAGGGUGAAUGCCUUAACCCGGCCACAACACGGACCCAUCCCACCGCUCAAUCAGUGGCCAAUGUAGUUAGCAUCUGGCCAUUCAUUCCACUUAAGUCGAGCAUGUAGGGAAUGGUUUUAACUAUACUUCGAGCAACACAUGUUCCAACACAGCUUUGUUGUCUCCUCCAAAAAUCACCAAGUAGAGACGCAGUACACCUACAGGCAUAAUAACCUGCAUAGCGCCAUCCCGCAGCCCCCAGUUUACAAACUAACCCCCGCUGCCCAGUAUUUGUGUUCAAAAGACUUUGUAGAGAAUAACAGACUGGCUGCGCAGCGUUAGACCCCCCCCCCCGGCGUGUGAGUACAUGUGUAUUUUGUAAAUAGAUGUAUAGCUAUCCAGUAGGGAGCUGAUGAAACCUGUAGUAUAUAGGUAGAGAGGAAUAACUGGGGAUAGAGAGGAAACUGUAUGGUACCAAUUAGGUUAGACAAGCCAAAUUGUCAUAAUAAACAAUACUGUAAUUCUAACCAAAAGUUACUACAUUGAUUUCUUUACUGGGAGUUCGGCCUAUUUACCUGGCAACGUGAGAUGACCAAAUAAUCCGUUCCCUUCCUCCCCCCUCCCUUCCUGAGUUUACAGCAUUGUGUAUAGUCAAGAAUUUGUGUGCAAUACAAAUAAACACUAUCUAAUGGGGUAUUAGCUUUGGCCUUUCGCCACACCCCAAUGUAAUAUCGGUAUGCAGAGACUGUUGCGUUUAUUCAAGGGCUGCCAUGGAGUCUGAACAAUCUGCCUGUGUGUGUGUGUACAUAUAAAUGUGUAUAUAUAGUGACCUCUCUUCCCACGUAGAGAUUCUCUGUAAGUAGGCUGUAAUGGGAUGUAAAUAUUUGAAUUAAUAUUUUUGCAGGCAAUGGGGUGGGAAUGGAGAACUGAAGAGGCAGCCCUCGAGAAUCCGUUGUGUGUCUGUAUAUACAAAGGUGCGCAGGGUUGCACGUGUGUAUAUACACUUUUUUGUUUUGUUUUUAAUGCAUAUUUUUUUCUUUUGUCCUUGUCACAUGUUUAGUAUAAAUAAUAAUCAUAUCACAUUUCUACCGUAGUCAUAUUAGAAGGGAAAUUUCACAUAUUAUAAACGUAUAUUUUAUAGGCCUUUAUUCUGUUCAUCGCAAUGAUUUCUGGUAAAGGUGUAGUAACCUCUCGCAGACUGUAGGUGGUGCUGUGUAUGCUUUUAUCUGUGGACAGGCAGCAAAGACUCUGGCUGUUUAAUGGUUGUGGAACUACAUGUCCAAGCAUACCCUGCAUGCCGGAGAUAGUCCAGGUCAUCUUGGAUAUGUAGUCAGCUGCUUAUUGUUUAAGCUUAGGCCGGGUACACACGGCCAAUCAGAAUAUAUCAUGUACUAUGUGGUGCAGUUAAAUGAAGGACGGAACGAGAUAUCAUUCCACCGUUCAUAGAAUUGCACAGUGUAUACGGCCAACUUCGCUUAUUCCAGGACUAAGGGAAUUUGUCCCAAUAGGCAGUGGCUCUGCCCAGCCUGUUUUGUAGAGAAUAUCCUGGAGCACCACCUGCAGGCUGAGAGUGGGAACUACAGCCAUCAUGUUUAAUCCAACCUUAAACAAUAUCUUCCCCAAAAUAAAAUGGCGCAACUGCCAUGAAUGGAUUUACCCUUGUUUUAACCCAUCCUAUAAAAUAUAUAGAUUUUGAUGAAGGAAAAAAGUGACUCUUCCCUUGUUAGCUGGCAAUAUAAUAGGCAUCUUCACAGACAGACUGGUAAACUUUAGUAUGAUAUAUUAGCAGAGAAGAGGGCUGCACGCUUUAUGAAAAUGUUUUUCUUCCCCCCCAUGGCCAGUGAUUUUAGUUUUUGUUUUUUUUAAACUGUAGAGAAUAAAUUGAAACUGAAACAUAACAAAAAAAACAGAUUUCCUUCCGCCAUAACAAAGUCCUUACUAAUUGCACAUUCUUGAUUGUGAAUCGCAGCUGCUUGACAAGACCCCUUUCCCCCGCCUGCUUGUUCACCGCACGGUCGGUGGGGAAUUUUUUGCAGUUUCUAUAUCGCUCCUUUAACAUGUCCCCUCCCCUCUGCUCUCUUUUAAGUGCCAAGAUAUCGCUGUGUGUUCCCUUAACUGUGAGACAGGAGCAUUGCACAUUACUGAAUAAUGAAAAAAAAUACAAAUCAGAAAACUGAUUAAUAAAGUUUUUAACAAAAAGGAAA